This is a messenger RNA of Spinacia oleracea (spinach), 664 nucleotides long. RefSeq lists its product as uncharacterized. Bases 14 to 664 code for a protein of 216 amino acids. NCBI's taxonomy places the organism in Eukaryota, Viridiplantae, Streptophyta, Magnoliopsida, Caryophyllales, Amaranthaceae. The record is from RefSeq and is a predicted model, not a curated record. The transcript is spliced from 3 exons.
GCCUAGUAAGAAUAUGACCGAACAUAAAUUGAAUAUUCGAGCCCUUGUAUUUUGCUUGUUGAAUCACUAUUUGCUGUCGAAUAACAAUGGCGCGUUCGGUGACAUAAGGUUGAUCCCCUUGAUUAGCCAGAUGGAAAGUUGCUAUUCUAUUAUGCCGUUGGUUGUUGCCGAGACUUUGCUGAGUGCGGAUGAGCUGAAGAAGGAUGCCAAAUCUGAAUAUUUUAAGGGAAGCCCCCUAUUACUGCAGAUUUGGCUCGUGGAACGGCUUAGACUUUUGGAAGCUCCUGCCGAUCCUAAACAUUAUCGCCCUAUAGCCUUGGGUAACCAAAAAUACUUGCACCAAGGCCAGGACGAGCCCGAAUGGACCUCCUUUUUUACUUAUGGCAUUUGUUCUAUUAAGUGGGUUGUACCAUGGCUUAUGUCGGGGGUCGACACUGAGUUUGUGAGUGAUGACGUCUGGGCUGAUGCCUGGCAUAUCUUCGUGGGACCAUGCGAAGCAAUCCGCGUUGGCUUUGAGAAAUGUAACGAGCUCCGACCUGAUGUCGUCGGGUACAUCGCAUCCAAUAAAGACGACCUGUUUUGGUUUCGCAGGAUCCAAGAUGAUCUCGUCGAGUUGUUCAGAUUUGGGCUCUUCGUAGCCUGCUGGUUCGGAGUUGGACUGUAA